AUGUUGAGCGAAGCUGAAAUUCGCGCUUUGGAAGGCCAAGUCGGUACCGCCGUACGCGAGGACCAAAAGCAUCAUGAGAAUCUUCAAAAUCUACUGCAGCAAUUCCAAUCCCUGCUGCAGAGUUACAAUGGUCUUAAGAGCGAUUACGAGGAGGAAAAAGCAAACCGAGAGAAAUGGAAGAAUCUAGCCAAAGGACAGGAACGUAACCCCUUCGUCCUGGUGCUGGUAGAUGGCGAUGGAUAUCUGUUCAAGGAGCACCUGAUCAAGGCGGGCAGCGAUGGAGGCGUCACUGCCGCUCAGCUCAUGAGCGAGUCCAUUAGAAGACUUUUGCACGAACGACUCCCGGACCAGGCAGGUCAAUGCCGAGUAAUGGUGAGGAUCUACUGCAACCUCCUGGCCCUGUCGAAGACUCUGGCCCGUGCUGGACUGGUGGGCUUCGAGGCACGUUCUUUGUCGACGUUUGCAUCCAAUUUCACUCGCUCUCAGGAUCUGUUCGAUUUCAUCGACGCGGGCGAAAAGAAGGAGGGCGCAGACUUCAAGAUUAGAGAGAUGUUUCGCUUGUUUGCCGAUAAUAGUCAGUGCAAGCACAUUUUCUUCGCGGGCUGCCAUGAUACAGGUUACCUCUCCCUGUUGACUCCUUAUAUUGCCAAACGCAAUCGUAUUACUCUUCUCAAAGCUGCCUCCUUUCAUCUAGAUUUCAAAACACUGGAUUUGCCGAUCGGGGAGAUGCCAGAAGUAUUCAUGUCCGCUCCCUUGGGCGAACGUCAACCUCCAGCUUCUGCUCCUUCUCCUACUACAGCUUUCGCUUCGGCUCCUAGGGCCCCAGUCUGCAAACAUUUUCAAAAAGGCAUCUGCAAAUAUGGCAAUAGUUGUACCAAGGACCAUACAAUGCCAGGCCAACAACUUUCUAGAACGCAGGAAGGUACACCGUCACAGACUUUGUCAACGGUGCGGCACUACGCCAAGUAUCUUCCCUCCAUAGACUCGACAGCCGAGAAACUCAUCCCGGUCAAUAAAGACGGUGAUCGUAUCGAUACUUACUGCCCCAUGCCAUCUAAGGCAGCGUGGGAGACCUAUAACCGACGUAUCAAACAACAGAAACUAUGCAACAAAUUCAACCUCGGUGGGGAGUGCAGUGACCUUAGUUGCGAGUUCGACCACAGUACUAGUGAUGUCGACCCCGCGUGUCUCGCCGUCAUGAGAUACAUGAUGCGGCAGCGUCCGUGUCCCAGGGGUCCCCAAUGUCGGUCUCUGAAGUGCUAUUUAGGCCAUAUGUGCCAGAAGGAAGGGUGCAAGUGCACCAAAUGGUCUAAGUUCGGCCGUGAUACUCACACUAUGGACAUUACAGUUGCAAAUUGGCUUGCGCCAGUCGAACAUGACGACCAAAGCGAAACGACACCUAGUGAGGCAAACUCGGGGUUAAAAUUGAUCGAGUUUGAAAAGCUUCCCGAUUCUUCGGGCGAAGGAGCCGAAGUCAGUCCUACUUGGAACAACGACCUACUAUAA
Molecule: messenger RNA, 1506 nt
Organism: Aspergillus novofumigatus IBT 16806
Lineage: Eukaryota; Fungi; Ascomycota; Eurotiomycetes; Eurotiales; Aspergillaceae
Product: zinc finger CCCH domain-containing protein
Exons: 5
Coding region: 1-1506 (501 amino acids)
Molecular function (GO): metal ion binding
Source: RefSeq, a predicted model, not a curated record